Molecule: messenger RNA, 519 nt
Organism: Ambispora leptoticha
Lineage: Eukaryota; Fungi; Glomeromycota; Glomeromycetes; Archaeosporales; Ambisporaceae
Source: the annotation of a GenBank genome assembly
AUGCAAAUUGGAACUAACACUGAAUUCCCUAAAGAUAUAACCAUACCAGAAGCUCUUAAUGUUCCGGCUGGAAACGUCUUCAAAUUCGCCUUAUAUGGAAUCGGAGUAGCGGGCUAUAAGUUUAAGAAAAGUGAAUCUACUUGGAACAUUUGCAAGGGCGAUACAUUUUAUUUUAAUCAUCCUAAAGAUAUAUCCUUUAAUUCGGGUUCAAUCGUAGCUAUGUCAUCUGCAGUCGGAUUGGGUCAAUCUGGUGAAAUUCUAGAAGGACCUAUAAAAUCUCUUAUUCCAGGAGAUACAUCAUUAUGCGCCGGUAAAGGUACUCCUGAUUAUCAUCCUGAGUUAAAGACUCUUCGUGGGGUAAUAGGUAAACCUACGACCUAUCAAGGAGAAACAUUUUCUGAUAUUACUUAUGUGACAAGUCACAUCAGAGAACAUGCCCUUCCCACAGAAAUAGAUUCCGAUGGAUACGUUUGUAGCAUUCCUAUCAGUGUUAUUCUUUUAUUUUAUAAGUCUGCAUGA